This is a messenger RNA of Carassius carassius (crucian carp), 878 nucleotides long. It is a transcript of the gene ube2r2, whose product is annotated as ubiquitin-conjugating enzyme E2R 2. The transcript is spliced from 5 exons. Gene Ontology annotation, molecular function: ubiquitin conjugating enzyme activity. The record is from RefSeq and is a predicted model, not a curated record. Gene Ontology annotation, biological process: ubiquitin-dependent protein catabolic process; protein polyubiquitination. The coding region runs from base 2 to 754 and encodes 250 amino acids. Lineage: Eukaryota; Metazoa; Chordata; Actinopteri; Cypriniformes; Cyprinidae.
CAUGGCACACCAGCAGAUGCCGAGCUCUCAGAAGGCUCUGAUGCUGGAGCUGAAAUCCCUGCAGGAGGAGCCAGUGGAGGGUUUCCGCAUCACUCUGGUGGAGGAGUCGGACCUCUACAACUGGGAGGUGGCCAUCUUUGGCCCUCCAAACACACUUUAUGAAGGGGGCUACUUUAAGGCCCAUAUAAAAUUUCCUAUUGACUACCCCUACUCUCCACCGACCUUCCGAUUCCUCACAAAGAUGUGGCAUCCAAACAUCUAUGAGAAUGGCGACGUGUGUAUUUCCAUCCUCCAUCCUCCUGUGGAUGACCCUCAGAGCGGAGAGCUGCCCUCAGAGCGAUGGAACCCCACCCAGAAUGUCAGAACAAUCCUGCUGAGCGUGAUCUCACUGCUGAAUGAACCCAACACCUUUUCUCCUGCAAACGUGGAUGCAUCGGUAAUGUUUCGUAAGUGGAGGGACAGCAAAGGCAAGGACAAGGAAUACGCAGAGAUUAUAAGGAAGCAGGUGAUGUCCACUAAGGCAGAUGCAGAGCGAGAUGGAGUUAAAGUACCAACGACGCUAGCUGAGUACUGCAUCCAGACCAAAGUGCCUUCCCACGAUAGUAGCUCUGACCUGCUCUAUGACGAUCUAUAUGACGACGACAUAGAGGAGGAGGAGGAGGACGAAGACGAGGCGGAGGCCAGUGGGAUUGGCUGCGGAAUGGCCGGGGACUGUUUUGGCGAUGAAGACGACUCUGGCAACGAGGAAUCUUGACCUCCUUCCACCGUUUCCGUGACACUGACCUUUGCCCUCUCAUUAUUCUUUUCCCUGACAGCCUCAUGUUUCAUAUUCUCUUUUCCUGUGCUUAAAGCUUUCAUUUUUCACUCUGUUCCAAAAA